CCCCCAUCAACAAGCCUUCUUUUUCAACCACACUCUCUUAAAAACUGCUCGAUCCGCUUGCGACUAUUGAGAUUUUAUUAUUGAUAGUCUAAGGAUACCCGUUUCCUUCUCUUUUAUUCAUUUAUAAUUGCGACACAUUUCUACCUCUCGAAAUUUACCCCACCAUGGCCCCUCCAAAGAUCUUCUCGCUCGAGGGCAAGGGCCUGAAGUUGGACUCGGCUGCGGAUAUCGAGGCCCAUAUUCAACCUUUACUCGAGAGCACCGACUACACUGAAGUUCGCCUCGGAGGAAACACCUUGGGUGUUCCAGCGUCCGAACGCCUCGCCGCCGUCCUUUCCACGCAAAAGAGCCUCGAGGUGGCUGAGCUCGCCGAUAUCUUCACCUCCCGCUUGCUCAGUGAAAUCCCUGACGCCCUCACCUUCCUCCUUAAUGCGCUCCUUGAAAUUCCAACCCUCCACACCAUCAACCUCUCCGACAAUGCUUUCGGUGCGAAUACCCAGAAACCCCUUGUCGACUUCCUUUCUCGCCACAUCCCUCUCCGCCAUCUAGUCCUGAACAACAAUGGCAUGGGUCCCGAAGCGGGGUCGAACAUAGCCAAGGCUCUUACUGAACUUGCGCAGCGCAAGGAGGAGGCGCGUAGUGGUGGGAAGGAAGUUCCUCUGCUGGAGAGCAUUGUCUGCGGGCGCAACCGCUUGGAAAAUGGCAGUAUGGCGGCUUGGGCGCACGCAUACAAAGCUCAUGCGGCUGGUAUUCGGUCGGUGAAGAUGACACAGAACGGAAUUCGUCAAGAAGGUAUCUCUCACCUGCUGAAGGAGGGUCUUUCUCACGCUAGUGCUCUCGAGGUUCUCGACCUGCAGGAUAAUACCUUCACUAUCACCGGAUCAACCGCUCUUGCUGGUGUGGUCAGUGGAUGGCCAUCCCUUCGCGAACUCGGUGUCGGUGACUGCUUGCUUUCUGCUCGCGGAGGUAUAAAGCUUGCUCAAGCCCUUGCGAAGGCCAAAAACCAAAAGGUUGAAAUUCUUCGCCUGCAGUACAACGAUAUUUCAGCAGAGGGUGUCAAGCAGUUCUUGCAUGCUGCCAAGACAGCUCUUCCGGCCCUGCGUCGCAUUGAGCUGAACGGAAACAAAUUCCAGGAGGAGGACGUAAAUGUGACCGAGCUUAGCGAAUUAUUGGAGUCUCGCAAAGAAGCACACGGCAAGGAUGAUGACCCCGAGGAUAUGUGGGGCAUUGACGAACUUGACGAACUAGAGAGUGAAGAUGAAGAGGAAGAAGAGGAAGAGGAGGAAGAGGAGGAAGAGGAACAAAAGGCCGAAAAGGUUGUCAAAGAUGCCGAAAUUGCGGAGAACGAGAAGGUUGCUCAGGCACAGGAUAAUGACGUCGACAAGCUUGCCGAGGCAUUUGGAAAGACCGGCAUCUAA
Molecule: messenger RNA, 1418 nt
Organism: Aspergillus nidulans FGSC A4
Lineage: Eukaryota; Fungi; Ascomycota; Eurotiomycetes; Eurotiales; Aspergillaceae
Product: GTPase-activating protein RNA1
Exons: 1
Coding region: 165-1418 (417 amino acids)
Biological process (GO): protein export from nucleus; RNA import into nucleus; protein import into nucleus
Cellular component (GO): cytoplasm; nucleus; nuclear periphery
Molecular function (GO): GTPase activator activity; small GTPase binding
Source: RefSeq, a predicted model, not a curated record